Molecule: messenger RNA, 3879 nt
Organism: Aedes aegypti (yellow fever mosquito)
Lineage: Eukaryota; Metazoa; Arthropoda; Insecta; Diptera; Culicidae
Gene: NKCC
Product: bumetanide-sensitive sodium-(potassium)-chloride cotransporter
Exons: 10
Coding region: 533-3724 (1063 amino acids)
Biological process (GO): potassium ion import across plasma membrane; chloride ion homeostasis; chloride transmembrane transport
Cellular component (GO): membrane
Molecular function (GO): sodium:potassium:chloride symporter activity
Source: RefSeq, a predicted model, not a curated record
ACUUUUCACAGUUGAUCGGUUGGGCGAGCGCGUGUAACAAUUGUCCUGCGGUUGCGGGAUCCGAGAUUUAUACGAUUGCGGACAAAGUGGGCUGCCUCAGUGAUUGGCUAAAAGCGCGUCGGGAAAUUGUAAGUCGGCGAGUUGCGUCUAGUCGAUCGUUUAUAAGAAGAUAUUCAGUUAAGUGACCGCAACGGGACGUUUAACACGAACCUGAUUAUUUCCUAAAGUGUUCUAAGGUGAAGAAAGCAACCCUGAGAAAAACUAUUGUGUGAAAAGUGAAACGAGUGUGUGACUUAUUUGGGGCUUCGUGGGAAAGUUAUGCGUAGUGAAUUGGAAAAUUUUACGCAUUCCAAUCAUAUUCCACAGCAAAUUUGGACGUUCAGAUCUUAGUUUCAACCCCGGUAGACACCAGUGGGGAUGUUGCCUACUUUCUGAAAUCGACUCAACGGGUGCAUUCGGAGUCGAAAUUUAUCGUUAACGUUAAAACCCGGCGAGAGUUGACCAUUCUAAGGCAUCGACGUCAUCGAACACAAUGAAACUCGAUCGUUUCACGAUAACUCGCAUAAGCAACAGCAUUCUGGGAAGAUCGAGCAGCAGCAACAAAAAUAGCAGCAACAACAACAACAGUAAAAAUGCCGGCCAGAACGGUAAAAGUUUCGAACCGACGGCUACUUUCACCAUUCACGAGAACGGAACGGGCGCUAACCUGGGCAGUGACUCAAGCACGGUGGUGGACUUCGGCGGUCAUACCGUUUCCUCGGUCGCUUCCGAAGGCAGUGAGCGGCGCAGUAGCUUGUAUCAUCUGACGAGGGAACCAUUGCCGCGAUUAGAAUACUAUCGAACAUCGAAAAGAGGACUUAAAAGACCAUCUAUUGGUGAACUGCAUGGCGAUAAGGACAGGAAACCAGAAGCCAGCCAGGAAGACGACAAGCCAGAAGCGCAUGGCCACGGUAUCAAACUAGGAUGGAUCGAGGGCGUGCUGAUUCCCUGCCUGCUCAACAUCUGGGGCGUGAUGUUGUUCUUGCGUCUCAGCUGGGUGGUUUCACAGGCUGGCAUCAUCCAAACGUUGAUCAUCAUUGCGAUAUCGUAUUUGGUGUGUGUAAUUACUGCUCUGUCCCUAUCUGCCAUCUGCACCAACGGUCAGGUGAAAGGCGGUGGGAUAUACUAUUUGAUAUCGAGAUCGCUGGGACCGGAGUUCGGUGCUUCCGUCGGAAUAGUGUUCGCUUUUGCGAAUUCAGUCCAGGCAUCCCUGAACACGAUCGGUUUCUGCAGCUCGUUGAAUGAUUUGCUAAAAUCGUUCGGAACAAAAAUCGUGGAUGGUGGAGUUAACGAUGUGCGAAUCGUUGGCACCAUUGCAAUCAUCGUAAUGGUGAUUAUCUGCGCAGUCGGCAUGGAGUGGGAAGCAAAGGCCCAAAACUUCCUGAUCGUAACCAUUCUUAUAGCGAUAUUCAACUUUUUGAUUGGGGUCAUCGUUGGGCCGACGAAUGACGAUCAAAUUGCGAAAGGGUUUACUGGGUUUUCCUCGGAGGUAUUUCAAGAGAACCUUAAGCCAGAUUACCGGUUCAGCGAGAAUACAGAGCAGACCUUCUUCACCGUUUUCGCGAUCUUCUUCCCCAGCGUUACUGGUGUACAGGCUGGUGCGAACAUUUGCGGUGAUUUGAAGGAUCCUGCCACGGCUAUUCCAAAGGGCACAUUGCUGGCGUUGGUAAUUUCUGCUAUUUCGUAUAUUACGUUUGUAUUCUUUGCUGGAGCAGCGUCGUUGCGUGAUGCUUCCGGAAACUUGACAGAUCUUGUGAAUGGAACAUUUGCCGCAUGUGCUAACGGAAGUUGCGACUAUGGCAUUCAUAACGACUACACAUCGAUGCAACUGAUGUCCCUUUCAAGUGCCAUCAUCUACGCUGGGUGCUUUGCCGCCACGUUGAGUACGGCGCUGACUAACCUGUUAUCCGUGCCGAAGAUCAUCCAAGCCUUGGGCAUUGAUCGUAUUUAUCCUGGAUUGAUCUUCUUCUCGAAGGGCUAUGGCAAACAUGGUGAACCUUACCGUGGAUACGUACUCGUCUUCAUUGUAUCUGUGUUGUUCGUCCUCAUCGCGGACAUCAACGCCAUUGCCCCGCUAAUCUCGAAUUUCUAUCUGGCGUCUUAUGCACUCAUCAACUUCUGUACGUUCCACGCGGCCACUGUGAAAGCACUUGGAUGGCGUCCAACCUUUAGGUUCUACCAUCCUUGGCUAAGUCUCGUCGGAUCCAUACUGUGCAUAGUUAUCAUGUUCCAGCUAGAUUACACGUUCACCAUAGUCACAAUCGUGAUCAUUUUCGUGCUCUAUCUGGUAGUCGUCUACAGAAGACCAGACGUCAAUUGGGGCUCCAGUACGCAACAGCAGACGUACAAGAAUGCCCUCUCGGCUACCCAGAAACUUCAGAACAUUGGUGACCACGUCAAAAACUACCACCCUUCGGUUCUUGUCCUCGCUGGGAACCCCAUGAAUCGGCCACCACUCAUCGACUUGGCCAACCUAAUCACCAAGAGCCACUCUCUCAUGAUCGUCGGUGACAUCAUCCACGACCGACUGUCCCAUAGAAAACGAAUGGAAAUGAAUUCGGAAUGCAACAAGUUCUUGGAGAUUCGUAAAAUUCGUGGAUUCUAUCAACCGAUUGACGGUUUAUCGUUCGAAGAAGGCGUCCAUGCUUUGAUCCAAACUUCUGGUGUUGGUAAACUCUCACCCAAUAUUGUCCUCAUGGGAUACAAAUCCGAUUGGAUGACUUGUCCCGUCAAAGAUCUGCUAACCUAUUACAACGUGUUACACGAUUCCUUCGACUGUCGUAUGGCGCUGGCGAUUCUGCGGCUACCCAACGGGUUGGACUUCUCCGACCUGACCACCGAGAUUGUGACCCGAACGGUACCGAUACCCAGCACCCUCAAGGACAGAAGUGACAAUGCCAUUUCGACGAUCUCCUCCGAUGGAAUGCGAACGCCGCGGAAUCUGAUGCAUGUCGACUCCAACCUCAACUUGGAUAGCUUGGGAGGAAGCGCCAACCAGUUGCCGGGAACUCCUCAGAUGGCCCCAUCGCCCACCGUCGAAACCUCAGACAUUGCGGACGACAUCAUCUACUCAACCCGCGGUGGGUCGUGCGUUCCGAAGGAAAUCCUCGACCGAAUCGGUGUCUUCCAACGAAAGCAACCCAAGGGAACGAUCGACGUUUGGUGGCUGUACGAUGACGGUGGCCUGACCAUGCUGAUCCCGUACAUUAUCUCAAUGCGAUCCAAAUGGGCCCGGUGCAAGAUUAGGGUGUUUGCGCUCACCAAUCGCCAACUCGAGCUGGAAGUCGAAGAACGAAACAUGGCCAACCUCCUCAUGAAACUCCGAAUCGAAUACUCCUCGCUGACGAUGCUUCAGGGGGUAACGGACGCUCCCCGGCAGGAAACCGUUGACAUGCACAGCAAAUUGCUGCAGCAUUUCACCGACAACGACGGUACGCAGAUUCCUAUAAGCGAGCACGAACGGAUGGCACUGCAAGAUAAAACCCGUCGGCAGCUGCGGUUGCGCGAGAUGCUGCUGGAACACUCGAACGAGGCCAAUCUGAUAGUGAUGUCGAUGCCAAUGCCCAGAUUGGGUACCGUGUCGGCACCACUCUACAUGUCCUGGUUGGAGAUGCUAACAAAAGGAAUGCCUCCAUUUUUGCUAGUGCGAGGAAAUCAAACAUCGGUACUAACAUUCUAUUCGUAGGACGUAUAAUGGUAGGAAACAGUCGUUUACCUUAACAGUAUUAUCUCAGUGUAGAUAUAGUGAAAAUGUUAGAAAACUAGUGAUAUGCAAAAGAUUUCAUUGGUAUAUUAUCAUGCCAUGUUCAUUAUAGUGAAUACAAACACUUUGACUUUGAA